AUGAAAAAAUUAACCAUCCUCGUUUUAUUCGCCUUAAUUUGCUUAGCUCAAGCUGGUAAUUUCAGAAUGACCUAAUCAUCUAAUGUAUCUACUGCUUACCAAUUCAAUUCUGCAAAUAUAAGUGAUUGCGAUCCAAGCUAAAGUUUGUGCCCCUGUGAUCCUUCUGAUCCCUCAUGCACUUGCUGGAGCUGCUUUUAAGUUGACAAUAAUCUCUACUGCUACUGGACUUGUGAUGUAUAAUAAUGA
Molecule: messenger RNA, 246 nt
Organism: Tetrahymena thermophila SB210
Lineage: Eukaryota; Ciliophora; Oligohymenophorea; Hymenostomatida; Tetrahymenidae
Exons: 1
Source: RefSeq, a predicted model, not a curated record